This is a messenger RNA of Anthostomella pinea, 189 nucleotides long. The record is from the annotation of a GenBank genome assembly. NCBI's taxonomy places the organism in Eukaryota, Fungi, Ascomycota, Sordariomycetes, Xylariales, Xylariaceae.
AUGUCUUUCAUUGGUGAGAAGCCAUCACCACAAGGCACCUUUUUCAUCGCCGAACCCGGCUUUCCAAGUAUCGUGAUACCAGUAUAUGGUGGCUUAUGGGACCCAGGGAUGAAGCACAAUGCUCUGCGCAUCUUCGGCGAGGUUGUUGAGGCCUCCCUCAAGCGGGGAAGCACUAUUGCGUGCCGGUAA